ACGAACCACCGGUGACGGAGCCCGCGGUUGGGUCUGUGACGGGAGAUUCCCUGAUCCGUGGCUCGGGUCUAUGUUCUACUCCCGAUCCGUGGCUCAGGUAGCUGGAUCUCCGGUAGGGGGUGGUGGGCAGGCUAGUAAAUGACGAGACAGAGGGGAAAAUGAGUUCUCUCCCACCCGUCGCCACGAUUUCUUGCAUCGCCAUUGACGCCCGCGAAGAUUUGCGACGGAAGGAAUACGCGACUGCGAUAUCCAGGAUGGAGUUCCUCGUGCAACCGAUUAGGAGGACCGCGCUGAUGGAGGAGGUGAACGGCAACGAGAUAUGCAGCCGCUGCACUAUCCAACUGUGGCGACAGGAUCCGAAGAGCUCUCCCAAUGGCCACAGCCCACAGGUAGCGUUGACGGGCAGAUUUGUGCGGCGGAUGGGGCAGCCGCAGUCGAGGGGGAUGAUGAACCUCAAGAAUCUGAGCAAUCUAUAGGUCAGAUUGAUCCAAAAACUCCUGGCUGGACUUGUAGGUAAUAUCUUGGUUAAUGGUGUUCGUCCGAUUUUAGGUGUACUUCAAAUCCCGUAGGCUGACUUAUAUGUGCAGUCAGGCCAGUUUAGCAGUAGGCUGUAUAUGAAUUAUUUGAAAAAGAAAAGUAGACAAUGGAAAAAUUGGAAUAGUUGUAUACAGCAUUUUUGGAAAACGCUUGUGUGUUUCCCUCUUAGUCAGUGCUUUGCAAACAAGCAGGAACACAUGGUUAACAGAAAGCAUAUCAGUGUUAGUAUUUUUUUUUAUCGUUACUGGAUUCUCAUACUAGGGGAUAGAUAGAGAAAUUGAGCUGGGAACUUAGAACUUGGAAUACAAGAAAAUUAUGGUGGACUAAAGGCGGGCUUGUUUGACAUGGUGAAUAAAGAUUGAUCAUUCAUGAAACACGAAAAUAACUUAGAAUUGCUCUACAUGUCAUGUUGGCAGGCUUAGCUUGGGCUCCUACCAGUAGGUGUAUUAGGAAAACAAAAAAGCAAAGCAGCCCUGUUUUGUUUUUGAGG
Molecule: messenger RNA, 1027 nt
Organism: Triticum dicoccoides
Lineage: Eukaryota; Viridiplantae; Streptophyta; Magnoliopsida; Poales; Poaceae
Exons: 2
Coding region: 159-476 (105 amino acids)
Source: RefSeq, a predicted model, not a curated record